AGGAGCUGAGUCGGUCGUGCAGAGAAGCGGGUGGCGGUAUGUGCUGGGCGCCCCGGGGGACCUGAAGCGCGACAAACAAUCGGCGCGUUUGGGACUCACUCCUGCCGAGCCUUCGGCUUCCGCGCCGGCUGCAUCUACUUUUCGCCGAAGGGAAGAAGGCCACGCGGCCUAAGUGGCCGAGUCGGAACCAACCUGGUAGUUAGCGCGGCCGCCCCCAGGGGUUCCUGUAGCCGACGGCGUACAGCCCUCCUUCUAGCCUGGAAAAAAUGACAGAUCUCGUAGCUGUUUGGGAUGUUGCUUUAAGUGAUGGAAUCCACAAGAUUGAAUUUGAACAUGGGACCACAUCAGGCAAACGCGUGGUAUAUGUAGAUGGGAAGGAAGAGAUAAGAAAAGAAUGGAUGUUUAAAUUAGUGGGCAAAGAAACCUUCUGUGUUGGAGCUGCAAAGACAAAAGCAACCAUAAACAUAGAUGCUGUCAGUGGUUUUGCUUAUGAAUAUACCCUUGAAAUUAAUGGGAAAAGUCUCAAAAAGUAUAUGGAGAGCAGAUCAAAAAUCACCAAUACUUGGGUAGUACAUUUGGAUGGUGAGGACUUGAGAGUUGUGUUGGAAAAGGACACUAUGGAUGUGUGGUGCAAUGGUAAAAAACUGGAGACAGCAGGUGAGUUUGUAGAUGAUGGAACUGAAACUCACUUCAGUAUCGGGAACCAUGACUGUUAUAUAAAGGCUGUCAGUAGUGGGAAGCGGAAAGAAGGGAUCAUUCAUACUCUCAUUGUGGAUGAUAGAGAAAUCCUGGAGAUUCUUCAGUGACUUCAUGUUAAUGAAUUUUAAUCUCAAGAAGUAAAGAUUAGGACUUUUAAAUUACUGUGGUAAUUAAAUGUAUUCAAUAUGUACUUGUCAGUACAUUUAGUCUGUGCUGUUUUUACUUUUUAGUUACUUGAAACUGUAAUACUCCCAGGGUAAGAGAAAAAAGUAAUUAUGUACAAUCAUUAAAAUUACAAUUUAUUUUGUAAAUAAUGUAAAAUGUUUAAAAGCCAAACAGAAAAUAAGAUAUGGACCAAAAUCACUGACAUUUAACAAGAGGAAACUUUACUGUAAUAAACACUGUAAAAUGAAAUUGGUAUUGCUUGAUUCAUGUUUCUAAAAACUGUUAGUCUUCAUAUAUUUUUUUACCUGUGCAGAUGGGUUGUUUCUCCAGUUUAAAGAAGUUGGUACAUAAUGAUGUGAUGGUUUAAUAGGUGAAAAUGAGAAACUUUCUAUAUGAAAACAUAUUAAGGAAACGUCAAACCGUGUCACAUAAGACUUUAAUAAAAAAUGUAGGU
Messenger RNA from Choloepus didactylus (southern two-toed sloth), 1318 nucleotides. RefSeq names its product Fas apoptotic inhibitory molecule (gene FAIM). Bases 267 to 806 code for a protein of 179 amino acids. Gene Ontology annotation, biological process: negative regulation of extrinsic apoptotic signaling pathway via death domain receptors; canonical NF-kappaB signal transduction; positive regulation of neurogenesis. The transcript is spliced from 5 exons. The record is from RefSeq and is a predicted model, not a curated record. NCBI's taxonomy places the organism in Eukaryota, Metazoa, Chordata, Mammalia, Pilosa, Megalonychidae.